AUGGCUACGAACGACUCGAAAGCCCCGAUAAGGACGGUGAAGAGGGUCCAAUUCGGCAUCCUCUCACCCGAAGAAAUCCACCGAAUGUCAGUUACAGAGGGUGGUAUUCGCUUUGCCGAAACCAUGGAAGGUGGUCGCCCAAAACUUGGUGGUCUCAUGGACCCUAGGCAGGGUGUUAUUGACAGAAACUCUCGAUGUCAGACUUGUGCUGGCAACAUGACGGAAUGUCCUGGACAUUUCGGUCACAUUGACUUAGCCAAACCAGUUUUUCACUGUGGAUUUAUCACAAAAACUAUCAAGAUUCUUAGAUGCGUUUGUUUCUUUUGCUCAAAAAUGUUGGUCAGUCCGCAAAAUCCAAAAAUCAAAGAAAUCGUCAUGAAAACAAAAGGCCAGCCGCGAAAGCGUCUCACUCACGUGUACGAUCUCUGCAAGAGCAAAAAUAUUUGCGAAGGUGGCGACGAGUUGGACAUCGCGAAAGAAGGCCAACCACCGGAUCCUAACAAAAAGCCAAGCCACGGUGGCUGUGGUCACUACCAGCCGAACUUUAGACGCUCUGGUCUCGAUGUCACGGCCGAAUGGAAGAACGUAAACGAAGACACACAGGAAAAGAAGAUCGUUCUCACGGCUGAACGUGCCUAUGAAAUCCUGAAACACAUAACCGAUGAGGAAUCCUUCAUCCUUGGAAUGGAUCCAAAAUUUGCGCGACCUGACUGGAUGAUUAUCACCGUACUGCCAGUGCCCCCAUUAUCCGUCCGUCCGGCUGUUGUCAUGUACGGCUCGGCCAAAAAUCAGGACGAUUUGACGCACAAGCUCUCCGACAUUAUCAAAUCAAAUAACGAGCUACUGAGAAACGAGCAGGGUGGCGCAGCGGCUCACGUAAUAUGCGAGAACAUAAAAAUGCUGCAGUUCCACGUAGCCACGCUCGUCGACAACGACAUGCCCGGUAUGCCCAAGGCCAUGCAGAAGUCCGGCAAACCGCUGAAAUCCAUCAAAGCCCGUCUGAAAGGAAAGGAAGGUCGUAUUCGUGGAAACCUUAUGGGCAAGCGUGUCGACUUUUCGGCACGAACGGUCAUCACGCCCGAUCCGAACCUGCGAAUCGAUCAAGUUGGCGUGCCACGCAGUAUAGCUCAGAACUUGACUUUUCCUGAAAUCGUCACACCCUUCAACAUCGACAAAAUGCAGGAACUCGUACGCAGGGGAAACACUCGCUACCCUGGCGCUAAGUAUAUUAUACGCGAUAACGGAGAUCGUAUUGAUUUGAGGUUCCACCCCAAACCGUCGGAUCUGCACUUGCAAUGCGGUUACAAGGUCGAGAGACAUAUUAGGGAUGGCGAUUUAGUUAUUUUCAACCGACAGCCCACUCUUCACAAAAUGAGUAUGAUGGGCCACAGAGUCAAGGUACUGCCCUGGAGUACAUUUCGUAUGAAUCUCAGCUGCACGUCUCCGUACAAUGCAGAUUUCGACGGUGACGAGAUGAAUUUGCACGUUCCUCAAUCCAUGGAAACCCGUGCCGAGGUGGAAAACAUUCACAUUACCCCUCGACAAAUUAUCACUCCUCAAGCUAAUAAACCCGUCAUGGGUAUUGUGCAAGACACGCUUACGGCCGUCAGAAAAAUGACAAAACGAGACGUCUUUAUAGAGAAAGAACAAAUGAUGAACAUUCUCAUGUUCUUACCCAGCUGGGACGGAAAAAUGCCGCAGCCCUGCAUCCUAAAGCCAAAGCUCUUGUGGACGGGCAAACAAAUAUUCUCGUUGAUCAUUCCCGGCAACGUCAACAUGACGCGUACACACAGCACCCAUCCGGACGACGAGGACGACGGUCCCUACAAGUGGAUAUCUCCCGGUGACACGAAAGUCAUUGUAGAGCACGGUGAACUCAUCAUGGGUAUCCUGUGUAAAAAAACGCUGGGAGCCUCAACGGGUUCGCUGCUACACAUAUGCAUGUUGGAGCUUGGUCACGAGGUUUGCGGCAGAUUCUACGGUAACAUUCAGACUGUGAUCAAUACCUGGCUUCUGCUCGAGGGUCACUCGAUCGGUAUUGGAGACACAAUUGCCGAUCCUCAGACCUACUUUGAAAUCCAGGAGUCCAUCAGGAAAGCCAAACAAGACGUCAUAGAAGUUAUUCAAAAAGCUCACAACAUGGAGCUCGAGCCGACACCUGGUAAUACGCUCAGGCAGACCUUUGAAAAUCAAGUAAACAGAAUCCUAAACGACGCUCGUGACAAGACUGGUGGCUCUGCUAAAAAAUCGUUGACCGAGUACAACAAUCUAAAGGCUAUGGUCGUUUCAGGUUCCAAGGGAUCCAAUAUUAACAUCUCUCAGGUUAUUGCCUGUGUAGGACAACAGAACGUCGAGGGUAAGCGUAUACCCUACGGCUUCCGCAAGCGCACGCUGCCCCACUUUAUCAAAGACGAUUACGGUCCCGAGUCUCGUGGCUUCGUCGAGAACUCGUACCUUGCCGGUCUCACACCAUCCGAGUUCUACUUCCACGCUAUGGGAGGUCGUGAGGGUCUUAUCGAUACUGCCGUAAAGACCGCUGAAACCGGUUACAUCCAGCGUCGUCUGAUAAAGGCUAUGGAGUCCGUUAUGGUGCACUACGACGGCACCGUGAGAAAUUCCGUCGGCCAGCUCAUCCAGCUGCGUUACGGCGAGGACGGGCUCUGCGGUGAAACCGUAGAAUUCCAAACUCUGUCUUCUAUCAAGCUUAGUAACAAGACUUUCGAAAAGAAGUUCAAGUUCGAUCCGAGCAACGAAAGAUACCUGAGGAAAAUCUUCAACGAAGAUAUCGUGCGUGAAAUGAUGGGAUCCGGUGAAGUUAUUUCAGAACUAGAACGCGAGUGGGAACAACUGAACAAGGACAGAUCGGCGCUUCGCGAGAUCUUCCCUAGUGGUGAAAAUAAGGUUGUAUUGCCCUGCAAUUUACAGCGUAUGAUAUGGAACGUGCAAAAAAUCUUCCACAUCAACAAGCGAGCACCCACAGAUUUGAGUCCAAUGAGAGUUAUCCAGGGCGUGAGAGAUCUUUUGGAAAAAUGUAUUAUAGUAGCUGGCGAGGAUCGCCUUAGCAAACAGGCCAACGAGAACGCAACUCUGCUGUUCCAGUGCCUUGUGCGCUCCACCCUCUGCACAAAAUGCGUAUCCGAAGAUUUUAGGCUGUCCAGUGAGGCAUUUGAGUGGCUCAUCGGAGAAAUCGAGACGAGAUUCCAGCAAGCCCAGUGCUCGCCUGGUGAGAUGGUUGGUGCCUUGGCUGCUCAGUCUCUUGGUGAACCUGCCACCCAAAUGACCCUGAAUACUUUCCAUUUUGCUGGUGUGUCGUCGAAGAACGUAACCCUGGGUGUGCCCAGAUUGAAGGAAAUCAUUAAUAUCAGUAAAAAGCCCAAGGCUCCUUCCCUCACGGUUUUUUUGACGGGUGCUGCAGCCAGAGACGCCGAGAAGGCCAAGAACGUUUUGUGCCGACUCGAGCACACGACUCUGAAAAAGGUGACAGCCAACACCGCGAUCUAUUACGAUCCGGAGCCACAAAACACCGUCAUCGUGGAGGAUCAGGAGUUCGUCAACGUAUACUACGAAAUGCCGGACUUUGAUCCGACGAAAAUAUCGCCCUGGCUGCUGCGUAUCGAGCUCGAUCGCAAGCGCAUGACAGAUAAAAAAAUGACCAUGGAACAAAUCGCCGAGAAGAUAAACGCUGGUUUCGGCGAUGACCUGAACUGCAUAUUCAACGACGACAAUGCCGAGAAACUGGUCCUGCGAAUACGCAUAAUGAACAGCGAAGAGAACAAGUUCACGGACACGGCAGAUAUCGAGGAAUCGGUGGACAAGAUGGACGACGAUAUGUUCCUGCGAUGCAUAGAGGCGAAUAUGCUCAGUGAUAUGACGUUGCAGGGUAUCGAGGCUAUCAGCAAGGUAUACAUGCACUUGCCACAGACGGACUCCAAAAAGAAGAUGGUCAUCACGGAUACCGGCGAGUUCAAAGCCAUUGCCGAGUGGCUGCUGGAAACUGACGGCACGAGUCUCAUGAAAGUGCUGAGUGAGCGCGACGUUGACCCAGUGAGGACAUUCUCAAACGACAUUUGCGAGAUCUUUGGAGUGUUGGGCAUAGAGGCUGUGCGAAAAUCCGUCGAGAAAGAAAUGAACGCCGUGCUUCAAUUCUACGGUCUUUACGUGAACUACCGGCACUUGGCCUUGCUUUGCGACGUUAUGACUGCCAAAGGUCAUCUCAUGGCCAUCACACGUCACGGUAUCAACAGACAGGACACCGGAGCCCUCAUGAGGUGCUCCUUCGAAGAAACGGUCGACGUGCUGCUGGACGCGGCCUCGCACGCCGAGGUCGAUCCCAUGCGUGGUGUGUCAGAGAACAUUAUUAUGGGCCAACUGCCUCGUAUCGGCACUGGCUGCUUCGACCUGAUCCUCGACGCCGAAAUGUGCAAACAGGGUAUCGAGAUCCCAAUGGCUGUGGGCGCGAACAUCAUGGGUGGCACGGGAAUGUUCUUUGGCAACGUGAGCACCCCGAGCAUGAGUCCACAAAUGACCCCGUGGUUGGGAGCAACACCUGGUUAUGGGUCAGCAAGUAUGUCGCCGAGCAUCGGCAGUGGCAUGACGCCCGGAGGUGCUUGCUUUUCACCGUCCGGUCAAUCCGACGCUUCGGGACUGUCGCCGGCAUAUUCAGCCUACUCUCCACAGCCGGGAAGCCCAGGCAGUCCAGGGCCAAGCAUGAGCCCCUUCCCAAUGUCGCCGGCUGGUAACGCGUCGCCCAGCUACUCACCCACGAGUCCAGCCUACUUGCCCACCUCACCGAGUAUGACUCCAUCUAGUCCAAACUACUCGCCAACCAGUCCGACGUACUCGCCGACGAGUCCAAACUACUCGCCGACUUCUCCGUCGUACUCGCCCACUUCACCCUCGUACUCACCGACAUCACCGAGCUACUCGCCAACCUCGCCGAGUUAUUCACCCACCUCACCGUCUUACUCACCCACUUCGCCCUCUUACUCGCCAACUUCGCCGAGUUACUCACCAACUUCACCUAGUUACUCGCCAACGUCACCUUCUUACUCGCCCACUAGUCCGAGUUACUCACCAACAUCGCCCAGCUAUUCACCAACGUCGCCCAGCUACUCCCCUACCUCGCCAAGUUACUCGCCCACGUCGCCGAGUUACUCUCCGACCUCGCCCAGUUACUCACCCACUUCACCGAGUUAUACCCCAGCCUCACCCUCAUACUCGCCCACGUCACCUUCAUAUUCUCCCUCAUCGCCCCAGUACUCGCCCGCGUCACCCUCGUACUCGCCAUCUUCGCCCAAGUACUCUCCAAUGUCGCAGAGCUACUCACCCACCUCGCCCUCGUUCGCCGGCACCUCGCCGCAGUACACGCCCGCGAGUCCGACGUACUCGCCGACGUCGCCCAGCUACUCGCCCACUUCGCCCUCGUAUUCGCCGACUUCACCGUCGUACUCGCCAAGCUCGCCUCAGCACAGUGGCAGCAGCACCAAGUACUCACCAAGUAGUCCAAACUACUCGCCGACGAGUCCCACUUACUCGCCGACCAGCACCAAGUACUCACCUACGAGUCCAACUUACUCGCCGACGAGUCACAGUUACUCACCUACUUCGCCGUCGUACUCACCUACAUCACCCUCGUACUCGCCAACAUCACCGAGCUACUCGCCCACGAGUCCAGCGUAUUCGCCUCAAGUACCCGGAUACGAUACAGAUGAAACUUAAAUACUUAGUGUUUAAUUUUUUUAAGGAAAUAAAUUCACAUUUAUACAAAUUGCUUGGAAUAUUUUUUUUUAGUCCGAAAGAAACUCAUCCAUAGGAAUGAUCGUAGAAAUGAUUUUUUUGGGAUGAUAAACCGUUGGACUUGAUUUCUUUGUUGCAAUUUUUUUUGAGCUACUUGCUAUGUGUCUUACUAGUGUACACCACUACCUUAUUCAUUUAUUUGAUUUCUGUUUAAAAUUUUGUUUUGUACAAAGGACUGGUGUGACAUUUUAAUAGAAAAAAAAAAAAAUAAUAAUAGAUUUUAGUUUAUAGUUAUCACUAUUACUUUUUUACUUUUUAACUCUUACAUGAAAAUCAAUGCAACACUCGCACGAUGUUGAAAAAAAAAAAUUAAUAAAAGAUAACACUUUGAUUCAUAAGUUGACAUUUUUCACGUAAUAAUAAGAGCUGUUAUUUUUAGAUGAUUAAAAAACUGCAAAACGUGCAGCUUCAAUAAAAGAAAGAAAAUAAGAAAAAAACACAAAGAUUAGUGUAAAACUAAUGUAUGAUUUUGAGUACUGUGUAACAAGCGAAAAAUUUAUAAAAAUGAAAUUUCCGUGUUUGGAUGCGUGUCUGGUUUAUUUACCUGUGGCAAACGCAUCAGGUAAUAUAUGUAUACUUUUUCGUAGUCUCAGUGGUGAUAUUGGGUUCGUUACAAUAAGUUUUUUUUUUGUUAAUCCCAAUUUCACGCCCUUUCUUAGCAUUUAAGCUUUCUACUUAAAAAUUUAUGUAAAAAUUAAAAAUAUAUAUUUAUAAAAUAAAAAAUUGAAAA
This is a messenger RNA of Copidosoma floridanum, 6526 nucleotides long. RefSeq names its product RNA polymerase II subunit RpII215 (gene RpII215). Gene Ontology annotation, molecular function: DNA binding. Gene Ontology annotation, biological process: transcription by RNA polymerase II. Lineage: Eukaryota; Metazoa; Arthropoda; Insecta; Hymenoptera; Encyrtidae. The record is from RefSeq and is a predicted model, not a curated record. Gene Ontology annotation, cellular component: RNA polymerase II, core complex.